Messenger RNA from Rotaria sp. Silwood1, 1251 nucleotides. The record is from the annotation of a GenBank genome assembly. NCBI's taxonomy places the organism in Eukaryota, Metazoa, Rotifera, Eurotatoria, Philodinida, Philodinidae.
AUGGGUUUAUCGGAAUUUGAAGAAUGUUCAUCAUCUGUUCGUUAUUGUUGUCCAUCAAUUGAUCGAUCAUUAACAAAACAUUUAAUUGAAUUAUCAAAUAGUCCAUUUAAAUCUUUUUCACGUUUUUCUCAUAGACCUGAAUGGGCUGAUGGUCUUGAUAUAUGGUCAUCAAUUGAAAAUUCAAAUACAAAAAAUGAUUUAUCUCGUCGUCAUUUAGAUUUUCAUAAUGAUAUUGGACUUUAUUUACCUCGUCAUGAAAAACCAAAUUCAGCUCCAAUAUCAUUAAAAGGUCUUCAUUUAAAUUCUAAAAUAACAAAUAAUAAUUUUACUCCAGAAAGAAUUCGACAAUUAUUAAAAAAAGAAAAAGAUCUUUUAAUAGAAAAUAAUUUAUCAAAUCAACAAUUUAUUAUUGAACAUCCAAUACCACCUGUUCCAACAAAUACUUUUAGACAAUCUACUUAUAUUGAAUCACCACAAACAAAUGAAAUUCGUCUUCCACUUCGUCAUAUGACAAGUAAAUCACCAUCUCCUCCACAACCACAACAACAACAACAACAAAUAAAUCCAUCAUUAAAUCAAGAUACAUUAAAAAGUUUAUUAAAAGAACAUUUAACAUCAUUAUUAACACGUGGUGCAUCAACAUUAAAUGUAACUCGAACAUUAAUAAAUGUACCUUCAGUUGAACUAAAACAACAAAAUCGAACAGAUAUAAAACAAGUUGAAGAAUUAAAUUCAUCAUCAUUACCAUUUCAACAAAUAAAAACAAAUCAAACAUCACCAUUAACAUUUCAUCAACGAUCAACAUUUGGUUUAACUGUAACACCAGUUGAUUUAUCUUCACAAAAAAAUUUUUCAAGUGUUUCACUUGAAAAAAUGGCUCAACAAAAAAAUUUUAAUCAAGAUAAUGAUUCAUCAUCGGUUUCAACUAGUCGACCUUCAACACAACCAGCUCCUCCUCUUCCUCCGUCAACUUAUCAAUAUCAACAACAACAAAGAGUUGUUCUAAGAAAAAAUUUAGAAACAACAAAUUCUUCUUCAGUUGAAAAUAUUUUUUCAAAUGAAAAUUUAACAAAACAAAAUGAAUCAAAUCAAACAAUACAAAAUAUUCGAAAAGUUCCAUUUAAUAAUCGUUCAACAUCAAAAACUGGAAUUCAUCGAACAACAACAACAGCAACAACUAUGGAAUUAUUACCACCAAUUAUAUCUGGUAAACGUCUUCAUAUUCCCUUAGCCAAUCAUCGAUAUUUAUAA